This is a messenger RNA of Hordeum vulgare subsp. vulgare (domesticated barley), 3268 nucleotides long. Its product is annotated as DNA repair endonuclease UVH1. The record is from RefSeq and is a predicted model, not a curated record. Gene Ontology annotation, biological process: double-strand break repair via homologous recombination; resolution of meiotic recombination intermediates; nucleotide-excision repair involved in interstrand cross-link repair. NCBI's taxonomy places the organism in Eukaryota, Viridiplantae, Streptophyta, Magnoliopsida, Poales, Poaceae. Gene Ontology annotation, cellular component: nucleotide-excision repair factor 1 complex. Gene Ontology annotation, molecular function: damaged DNA binding; single-stranded DNA endonuclease activity; single-stranded DNA binding. The transcript is spliced from 9 exons. Bases 65 to 3061 code for a protein of 998 amino acids.
GGUCUGAAGGAGAGGCAGCCAAGAGCAGACGAACGGAACCAGCUCGCCGCCGCCGUUGCCGACGAUGCUUCCGUUCGAGGAGCAGGCCGUGGCGGACCUCCUGGAGGAUCCCAACGGAGGGCUGGUGGUGGUCUCCGCCGGCCUCCCGCUCGCCUCCCUCGCCGCUGCGCUCCUGCUCCACCUCCACCACCAAUCCACAUCCUCCUCACCCUCCCCCUCCUCCUCCGGCGGCAGCGGGGGCGGCGGAUGCUUCCUCAUCCUCUCCGCCCCGGACGCGCUCAAGGACCAAAUCCGGCGCCGCCUGGUCGAAUCCCAGCUCCUGCAGGUCCACGACGUGGCCUCCGACGUCCCCGCCGCCAACCGCCGCGCGCUCUACUCCUCCGGGGAGGGCGCGGCGCUCUUCCUCACCGCGCGCGUGCUCGCCGCCGACCUCCUCACCUCCCACCUCCUCCCCUCCCGCGUCCGGGCCCUGCUCCUCCUCGCCGCCCACCGCUCCUCCGACGUCUCCGCAGACGCCUUCAUCGCCCGCCUCCUGCGCCAGCACCGCCUCCUCCCCGUCUACGCCUUCUCCGACCGCCCCCACGCCAUGGUCGCCGGCUUCGCCAAGGCCGAGCGCACCAUGAAGAGCCUCUACAUCCGCCGCCUCCACCUCUGGCCGCGCUUCCACGUCCUCGCCGCCGCCGACCUCGAGCGCUCCCCGCCGGAGGUCAUCGACGUCCGCGUCCCCAUGACGAACCCCAUGGCGGGCAUCCAGGCUGCCAUCCUCGACGCCAUGGAUGCCUGCCUCAAGGAGCUCCGGCGGACCUACAAGGUCGAUGUCGAGGACCUCACCAUUGACAAGGGCCUCUUCAAGUCCUUCGACGAGAUUGUCAGGAGGCAGCUCGACCCCAUCUGGCACACCCUCGGCAAGAAGACCAAGCAGCUCGUCGCCGACCUCAGGACGCUACGGAAGCUGCUCGAUUACCUUGGCAGGUAUGAUGCCGUGACAUACUUGAAGUAUCUAGACACCCUGAGAGUAUCUGAAGGUGUUCGAUCGGUUUGGAUGUUGGCUGAAUCAAGCCACAAGAUAUUUGAACUUGCAAAAAGGCGUGUUUAUCAGGUUGUGAGACCGGACGGCACAAGGGUUUCAAUUGCCAAGGGCACACCAACGAAGAAGAGGAAGGUGACACCCAGUAGGAGCAAGAAAGGAAAAGAAACUGAAAAUGAGGAUUCUGCUUCUAACAAGGAUGACGCUCAGAAGGUAAAUGCAGAGGCUUCCUUUCUACUGGAGGAGGUUUUGGAGGAAGCACCAAAAUGGAAAGUAUUACGGGAACUGUUGCAAGAGAUAGCCGAAGAACAGAGAAAGGGAGAUGCUGUUGUACAUGAAGAUGAAAAUAAUGAAUGUGGCAUAGUCUUAGUAGCAUGCAAAGAUGAGCGCUCAUGCUUGCAGCUGCAGGAAUGUAUAUUGAGAAGCCCCCAUCAGGUCAUGCGAGAAGAGUGGGAGAAGUACUUGCUCGGGAAAGCCGAGCUGUUCGGAUUACAUAAAAAGAAGAAAAAACGAUCUCAGCAACCAAAAGGUUUUGGUGUCCUGGAUGGGCAAUUUCCUACAGGGUCUAAUGAGAAUGAGAACGAGAAUGCAGGGCCAGUAAGCAUUAGCAAGCUUGAGACUAAUGCCUUACUUGCUGCCGCCUCUGGUAUAAGCAAUUUAACUAAGGAAGCAGAUGCCAAGGAGGAUCCAGUUCCCAGCUGCAGCAAGAAAGGUUCUGUAAAGGGAAAAGGAAAGGGAGUACAAAAGAAAAUCACGGCAAAGAGACAAGCCAGUAAAAGGAAAAAUAAAUGUACUACAGAAAAUGAUAAUUGCCAAGGUACUGACGUGGAAGCAUCAGGCAAAACAGUUGAACAGUCUGACAUUAAUGUCUCUAAGGUGUCUGCUGAAGAUGCUCCUGCUCCAGCCUCCACUCCUGACAAUGCUGAAGACUUAAUUGAUCCCAAAAUGCUACCUCCUGUGCAAUUUUAUGCCCUAGACAGUGACCAGCAUGUACUAGACAUAUGGAAACCAUCCGUAAUUAUUGUCUAUCAUCCAGAUAUGACCUUUGUCAGGGAAAUUGAGGUAUACAAGGCAGAAAACCCAUCAAAGAAGUUGAAAGUUUACUUUCUUUUUUACGAGGAAUCUUCUGAGGUGCAAAAGUUCGAGUCCAGUAUCCGCCGAGAAAAUGAAGCCUUUGAAUCAUUGAUCAGACAGAAGUCCCUGAUGAUGAUACCUGUUGAUCAGAGUGGCCGUUGCAUUGGACCAACUCCGGCAAAUGAACCAGAACCUCUUUUUUCUCAGAAUUCACUGACAAGAAAGGCAGGUGGUAGAAAGGCAACAGGGAAGGAUAUGCAGGUUAUUGUAGACAUGCGGGAGUUCAUGAGCAGUCUUCCCAAUGUACUGCACCAGAAGGGUAUUCGAAUUAUACCGGUGACCCUGGAAGUUGGUGACUAUGUUCUUUCUCCCUUGAUAUGCGUUGAAAGAAAAAGUAUUGCAGACUUGUACCAGAGCUUUGCUUCUGGUCGUCUCUACAAUCAGGUCGAGAUCAUGAUUAGGUAUUACAAGAUCCCAGUGCUUCUGAUAGAGUUCUCACAAGAUAAGAGCUUCUCCUUUCAGUCUGCAAGCGAAGUUGGGGAUGACGUGUCCCCAACAAACAUAAUCUCGAAGCUGUCACUGCUAGUCCUGCAUUUCCCCCGGCUUCGCAUCGUGUGGUCCCGCAGCCUACACGCGACAGCAGACAUAUUCAUGUCGCUGAAAUCAAACCAGGACGAACCCGAUGAGAACAAGGCGAUGAGGGUGGGUGUGCCGUCGGAGGAUGGGGUCGUGGAAGACGACGUGAGGGCCGAGAACUACAACACAUCCGCGAUCGAGUUCCUGAGAAGGCUCCCUGGCGUGACGGACUCCAACUACAGAGCGAUAAUGGACGGAUGCAAUAGCCUGGCGGAGCUCGCGCUGCUACCGGUAGAGAGGCUAGCGGAGCUGAUGGGCAGCCAGAAGGGCGCCCGCACGCUCAAGGAGUUUCUGGAUGCCAAGUGUCCCAGCAUGAUCUCAUAGCAUCAACUUCUACUGUUCUGGUCAAGUGAAGUGAGGUCUUGGAAGAGGAGUUCCUCUGAACUAUGGGUGUUCAGAUACGCUGUACUUGUCAGGUAAGUAGGGCUAGGCUAUUUGCUAGUGUAAUCGAUAUCACAUUGUGUAAGGAGGACUGUCAAUUGGGUAGUUGAAUUCCAUCCAAAUCCAAUGCCAAAUAUGUGAUUGCUCUUA